Messenger RNA from Tremella mesenterica DSM 1558, 6804 nucleotides. RefSeq lists its product as uncharacterized. The record is from RefSeq and is a predicted model, not a curated record. The transcript is spliced from 10 exons. NCBI's taxonomy places the organism in Eukaryota, Fungi, Basidiomycota, Tremellomycetes, Tremellales, Tremellaceae. Bases 1 to 6603 code for a protein of 2200 amino acids. Gene Ontology annotation, molecular function: protein binding.
AUGGAAACUCGUUCUCGUGGUUCUUCACUUAGACCAACAUUAGCUGACGUACCUAUAAUCAGACGUCGUGUUAAAAGAGGUGGUUCAACUUCUUCAAGAGGUUCAUCAAUAUCAUCAAAUUCAAGAACUAGAUCAACCACAUCAUCAAUUAGUUUCCCUCAUUCUUUGUCUUCUUCCAAUUCUUCAUCUAUCCCUAUUAGUAGAUCAAGAUCAACUUUUGUCCAUACGCAUUCUCCUGGAGAUAAUGGGAACGUGAGAAAUGAUGAUCGUGCGGAUGCGGAUGUGGAUGUGGAUGUCGGGAAUGUUGGAAUUGAACAGGAUUUCGGAUAUGAUGGUUAUUCAGGACCUAUCACUAGAAGAAGAUCAAUUCAUUCUUCUCCCAGAGAAAGAGAAAGAGAGAGAAGUAAUAAUAUACAAGAAAUGUCAUGGGACGAUCCACAAAAUCAUAAUUUCGAUGGAUUGGAUGGUUUGGUAAUGAAUGAUUUAGAUGUUUUAUUACCAUCUUAUUCACCUGAUCAACCUAUCACUCCAAGACGAAACCUUUCCAAUACCCGACGAAGAAAUUCUUCUCUUACUCGACGACGAGGUUCGAAUCGGGAAAAUGGUGUGGUGGAAAGUCAACAUGAGGAUGAUGUUAUAGGGUUGGAAGGCAAUGGGGAUAUGACGAGAUCAGAUAAUUCAAAUGAAGACAGUCAUGAAGUCGUAGAGGUUGAUGAUAGUGAUGAUACUCCUAGAUAUACAUCGGCGGAGAAAGGGAAAGGAAGAGAAAUGGUCGAACCUAUCGAAGUGGAGGAUGAUGAUGAAGGUAUACAGAUCGUCGGGGUGAAGAGAGGUGCGGAGGUUUUGGAUGAUGAUGAAGAAGAAGGUAGUGAACCUGAAGGUUUAGCUGCUUAUUCCUGUCCCGUCUGUUUCUGCGAACCUUCCAAACCCGUCAUAACAGCUUGUGGUCACAUCCUCUGUGCGAAAUGUCUCCACGGUUCUCUUCGUUCAGCUAUCGCCCGUCAACCCAAUCCUUAUCCCGAACAUCAACCAUUCCAUCGUGGACGUGGACGCGGUCGUGCCACUCGUGCAAGAGGUGGACGUAGAGGACAAACAGGACAUUCAUCUAUCCCUCCCAGACCUACAGAAUGGACUAUCGACUUACUACAAGAUGCGAUAUACGAGAGAAAGAAAAGAGAUUUGAUAAUCAAAUUAGGUCUAGAAGAGAACAAAGCGGAUGGAGAGGAUAAGGGUUGUGAAGAUUCAGAAAGUCUAUUAAGUGAUUUGUUAGGUUUGAAAGAGGAUCUAAAAGUUGAACAAGUUUUAAAAGGGUUAUGGAAAAUAGGAGAUGAAUGGAUUGUUGAAGGUGAAUGUCCGGUAUGUAGGAAACCUAUUCCAGGUGGUUACGCUCCUCCAAAUUUAGGAAUAGGAGGUGUUUUUCCACUUCACGUAAAGUUGGGAGGGGAAUGCAUAGCUGUAAGAUUGUACAUCGGCCCUGUCGGCGGAGUUGUUGGUAGACGGAACGGAAUCAAAUUUAUUGUCACCCGCGCCGUUCCGAAUUUUUCGACUUUGUUGCAAUUUGCCGAUGGUAUGACGAUAGUACACUGGGCUUUGAACACGACAGUGACGGUUGGAUCGGUACGUGUGACUCGUCAAUCGAUCUGCAUCAUGUUGGGUAAAGCUGCAACUCACAUCCGGCCAUAUCUCCGUCUUCACCCCUCCCCCGAACCAUUCUCCUCCAAUCCUUCCCUCCUCCAUCAUCUCCCAUCAGGAGUAAGCAACACCCUCGUCACUUCCAAAUCUUCCCCUUCCCCAUCCCAACCCAACGGUACCGGGAGAACAUACGGCGGCUCCGGACCAGGUGCAGGUCAACAAGGUUAUCAAGGUCAUGCUAGAGCUUUCCUAUCUUUACCUCAAACCAACGCCGUGGAUCCGACUACUUCUUUAACCAACGAUGAUAAUAAUGGAAGGAAGAGAAGAGUGUCUUUCAGAGAGGUUGUGGGAUAUGGGAAAGAUAAAGAUAAAGAAAAGGAGAAGAUUGUGAGAGUGGUGAGGUUUGAUCAAGAACGACCCAAGUUGAGGUUAUUGGAUAUUGAGCUAUAUCAAGAGAAAGUAUCGGAGUUAGGAUCGGGGGAGAGAUUCAGGAUUGAGUCAACUGAAAUUCCUGUGAUAGAUCAAAUUGAAGUCAACUUAGGAUCAACUGGUGAAAACUUACUCGUAUCAGACGGAAGAGAUGGGAGAUAUCUGGAAUUUGAAGAUAAUAGUUUAUAUCCUAUCGCCGGUCCGUCUUACUCGACUAGUCUACAUAAACGCCCGGAAUUUGGAAGAUCCAAAAGUACUGUUGAUCUCUGGCAAGCUGGUUUACCUCCUUCAAACCGAAUUGAAUCUCGUCCUUUACAUACCCGUUCGUCCAGUCGUGUAGGUGAACAAAUACCUAAAUUGGUCAUUCGUAAAUCUCAAUCCGGUGGAAUUCGUUUUGAACAAGAUCUAGCUGGGAUCCUGUAUUCCCGACCAAAAUCAUCCACAGUCAAUAGAUCUAGACGAUAUACUGUAGCUGCUUCUCAACGACCUUCCCUCGAUUCACCACCUGCCCAAUCAUCACCCGUGUCUAAUCCCGCCACCGAAACAAGUCUUAAUAAAUUGGAUGAUAAAAAUAAUCAACUUGACGCACGUAUAUAUCAAGCAAUAAGACAAGCUACAAAAUCAAUGGAUAGAGCACGUAUAAACGUUUUAGUAAAUCAUUAUCGUUCACCAAGAUCAGCUUCACCAUUCUCAACCAAAACUCCUACACCCACUUCAAAACCUUAUUCCUUAUCUUCAGAAUUCCCUUUACCGAACGGAUGGUCCACUCAUACAUACAACGCGUGUCUUACCGCUUUGGUACAAACACGUCAAAAAGGAGAUUCAAUAGCUCCAGUACUUGAUAUCUAUAACGAAAUGUUAGAAAGAGAUAUCGUUCCUAAUCUCGGUACACAUAUAAAUGUCAUACGAUCAUUAUGCGCAAGGGAAUUAGAUAUAAGGAAUCUUAUAAAUGAUACGAAGUUGCGAACGAAGGCUCAACAAUGGGAACAAGAAAAACUCGGAAUUUCCCACCUUCCUGAUAGAUUCGAUGAUAUGGAAACUAUCGAAUUGUUCAAUGCGGAGAAAAAUGUCGAGACAGCUUUAAGGAUCUAUAAACAUUCGAUCGUCGAAAGAGGUUUGAUCAGAUAUUUACCAAGUAUAGUCUUCAGAGAUUUGGUUUUAGCUUGUGCUUCACGAGAUCCACCAGAUACGAUAAAUAUCGAUAAGAUCAUGAUGAGUGUUUUGAAUUUACCGGAAAAAUCAUUUUGGAUGUUAUCUCUAUAUGGUCCUACUCUUCGCGCUCAUGGAAGAAAAGGAAAUGCCAAUGCUGUCAAUUCUCAUUGGAAUGCUUUCUUACGAUAUUCAACAUCGAUCGAGAAUAAUCUAUCCGAUAAGGAAAACUACCAUCAAAAGGUUUUGGAAGAUGAAGAUGGAGGUUCAUCUUCUAUUCUUGAUGAUGCGAUAGAUGGGAAAUCAUUAGAUGGGAAUUCAGGAGAGCUGGAUAUCUACAACAAAUCAUUCACCAACAUGAAAUUACACGUUUAUGUCGACGCUAUUACUUCUUUCGCCUUGAUCAACGAUAUUCCUCGUGUGAAUGAAUUAUUCGAACAAAUGUUAAAUCCUUCAUCAUCUUCCAUACCUUCUUUAAACGAAUUCGUCUUUAGUCACAUCAUAAUAGCUCUAGCUCGUGAAGGUCAUCCUGAUCUAUCACUCAAUCUUUUAAAUCGAUUAAAUUCUCAUCCUACAAAAUCACAUUUAUUACAUACGGACAUCACCAUAGAAUCCAUUUCACGUCUUAUCACAAAUCUCUGUCAGAUCGAUCGUUGGUCCGAAGCUUAUAAUCUGGUGGAAACGUUUAUCCUUCCUGAAAAGAAAUUGAAGCAAUACAAAACCCCGAGUUUCUUAAGAUCGUUAACAGGUUUAAUGCUUGUGACUGCUGAACAAUCGUCCGAAGAACAAGCUAAAGAGGUAUCGGAAAAAUUAGGAGAAAUAAUGAAAACAUUCAAUCUUUAUAUUUUAUACCCUGAAUUAAUCGUCAGACAUUUACUUUUGAUGGUUAAAUAUGGUUAUUUGGAAGUGAUCAGUCAAACUAUAGAGAACACUCUUCAGAAAGGUUGGAAAGGAUUAUAUGAUUUAUCAGGUGUUAAAACGGUUAUCGAGAUGAUCGUGAACGGUCAGGGGAAUGAUCCUUUUGAAGUGUUAGAAUGUUUGGUUCAAUUGAAAAGGUUGGAUGUUCAUGUUGAUCAAGAACAAGCAAGAAAGUUGUUGGAGAAAUAUGACUCCGAAUGGUUCCAAUUAGAUCUUUUAGCUCGACAAUCUCAAUCUUCAAACCAAGAUGAUCCCAUUCAAGAUACAACCCAAGAGAACGUUUCGACCUCUCUUGAUAUCAACUCCCCCAAACCCACUCUCUCAUCUCAUCAGUGGAAAAUCCUAAUCGACGCUUUGGUACAACAACCUGAAAUAGAAUUAAUGGAAGGAAUGUGGGAUUCGAUGUUUGAAAAACUUUUGUUACUCGGUAAAAAGUUUAAAAUAACUCUGGAAGAAUCUGAAAGGUUGAGUAAAACUGCUGGAAUUGAAAUGUUAGGUAAAACUUUAGUUUAUCGAUUCGGACAAAGUAAAUCAAGAGAAAUGUUGUUACCUAUUUUUGGGAAACAAACUGAAAAUUUGAUAAAACUUCCAGAACCAGAACCAGAAACAGAAACGACAACCACCAUCAACGACAAGAUCAACAUGGAUGAAUCAAUUUCAAAUACACAAGUUGAUGAAAUAAAUCCAGAAUCUUAUCCCGUAACUUCGACAUUGACAAAUGAACCGGUUUGGAGUAAUAAGAGAAUGAAUGAUGGAAAUACACCUAUCAUUGAUUUUCCUUUAUCAAAUAAAGUCGAUGGUCAUAAUCGUCGAAAUCCACAAAUAUCAAUUUGGAAAGCAUACGAAUUGUUGAUAUCAGGUUUCGAAAAUGGUAGAUAUGUUCAUCCGGAAAUCACAUCGAAGUUGAUUAUUUCAAUCUCACGUCCUUUUCCUAAAUCUUCUUUCAAAUCACAAUCCCAAUCCCAACUCCAGUCCCAAUCUCAACCCCAAUCUCAAUCUCAAUCUCUACGAAACCACUAUCAACCCCAAACCUCUCAACAAAACCGAAAUGAAAACCAACCAACCUCUCAACAAAUAUCAACAGCAAUAUCCCAAUUAUAUAAAAUAUCUUCAUCUUCUUUAUCCCUUCUCCCUACCAUGGCACAACCUAAAGCAUGGAGAUCAUUAGAAGAUUCGAUGAUUAUAGCUUCUUGUCAUUUAGGUCAAUUAGAACAAGCGGGUUUACAUCGUACAAGAAUGUUAGAAAAAGGUUUCGUACCUUCUUCAGACGCUUACGCUACCAUGAUUUCAAGUUGUAAAAACACGACGGAUGACGCUGCUGUCGCAAGGGAAAUGUGGGAAGAAAGUCAAAGAUUAGGUGUGAAACCUCAUUUGUUUUUAUAUAAUACAGUUAUCUCUAGAUUGAGUAAAGCUAGGAAAGCUGAUGAAGUUUUGGUUUUAUUUGAAAGGAUGAGGAAAGAAGGUUGGAGACCUACUAGUGUUACUUAUGGUGCUGUCAUUAACGCUUGUUGUCGUGUAGGAGAUGCUGAAUCGGCCGAAAUCCUAUUCAAGGAAAUGACAGCUCAGCCGAAUUUCAAACCUCAUGUUCCGCCUUUCAACAUCAUGAUGCAAUUCUACCUUCAAACUCGACCAUCUCGUGAAAAAGUCCUUCACUACUACUCUGCCCUUUGUCAAGCCAAAGUCCCACCUUCUUCCCACACAUACAAACUCCUUCUCGACGCUUAUGCCACCCUCCCACCUCCCGAUAUACCUUCCAUGGAAUCAGUCUUCUCUCAACUCCAAGCCGACCCUUUUGUCUCUGUCCAAGGAACUCAUUGGGCGUCUCUAAUCAACGCUUACGGUUUAGCCGUAGGUGACGUUUCCAAAGCAUUAGAAACUUUCGAUUCCAUCCCUUCUCAUCCUUCAUCUCAAGCAAACGUACCAGAGCCAGUGGUAUGGGAAGCCAUCUUAUCCGUCAUAGCAUCUAAAGGUACUUUGGAAGAACUCGAAUCUAUGCGCCUCCGAUUACAAAACACAGGUACAAGACCUACAGCUUAUGUUUACAACGUCUUGAUUUCAGGUUAUGCGAGACAUGGUUUAAUAGAUAAAUCAAGAGAUAUUUUCGAACAUAUGGCAGAUGGUAUAACGGGUGUAGCAGCACCUAAUAAUCAUCCGUUAUUAUUAACUUCUUCAGGACAUACGAAACCUUCUACGGUAGAAGAAGAAAGUAAAUUGGUUUAUAGAGAACCGAGUACUUAUGAAGCUAUGAUACAUGCUGAAUUACGUUGUGGGGAUAGGGAUGCUGCUGAAGCUGUUUGUAGAAGGAUGGAAGAAAGAGGUUAUCCGAUGGCUGUUUAUAUGAAAGCCAGAGCGGCUUUAGAUGGUUCAGUAUCGGUUCCCGUCGAGAUGACUUAUCCCGCUUUUUGGUCACCACAUCUUUCAGGGAUACCUCUGGCCGAAACACCAUUCGCUUCUCCACCGCAUGUGCAAGUGUAGCUCAGAGAAUGACAAACAAUGUGGUGUUGGGUAUUGGUGGACCUGUGUGAUGUGAUACUUAGGAACGGAGGCACCAAUCACAAUGAAGGAGAGAAAGUAAGACGGUGUUCUAAGGCGGAAAAGAAGAUGAUCUUCCUAGUAGUAAUGAUCAAGUACGAAUACUGUUUUGGAACGUGAAGAAAAGCCAAGCCCACUCAUCUG